Daphnia pulex (common water flea) is the source of this 1520-nucleotide messenger RNA. RefSeq names its product adenosine deaminase-like protein. Lineage: Eukaryota; Metazoa; Arthropoda; Branchiopoda; Diplostraca; Daphniidae. Gene Ontology annotation, biological process: inosine biosynthetic process; adenosine catabolic process. The record is from RefSeq and is a predicted model, not a curated record. The transcript has 8 exons. Gene Ontology annotation, molecular function: adenosine deaminase activity. Bases 377 to 1477 code for a protein of 366 amino acids.
UUUGCUCAUGCAGGUUUUUAAGAUGCGCAUAAGGGAAAGGAUAGAUCCUUUUUUCGAUCCUUAUUCAGCCUUUACUUUACAGCUAGUUGUCAACAUUCUGCAAUAGAUGGCAAGAUGAUAAUAUUGUGUUUUUGCUUUAGACAACAGACUAUACCUGUUUAAACUGUAAAAAUCUGUCACUGUCAUUUUGAAAGAGAUCGUUACUCGUUAUCGGCCGCCUGAGGAUUUUGUCUCAUUAUUUGAGUGAUAGCAAUUUACACCUUUCCCUUUUUCUAAACAGAUUUGAUUACAAACUUGCUGCUUGCUGUAAGGUUUUGUGGAAGGAUUCAGGAAAGCUGGACAAAAGCUUUAAGGGGAAAUACGUACAACGUUUAAGAUGCCUGACACAAAAAUGUACGAUUCGUCUCAAAUUAUGAAUUCCAUGCCGAAAGCCGAAUUACAUGCUCAUUUGAAUGGUUCGCUGAGCCUAUUAACCAUACGAAAGUUAAUAGAUCUAAAAUCGUCUCAUAAUUGUGAAGACGUGCACAACCUUGAAUCAAUCAUUACAAAAUUAUGUGACGAAAAACAUAAUAAAACACUCGAUGAGUGCUUCGAGGUCUUUAAAAUAAUCCACCAGUUAACUGACAGUGAAAAAAGCAUUUACAUAGCAACAGUCGAUGUGGUAAAAGAAUUUGCCGAAGAAAAUGUGCGCUACUUGGAGCUCAGAACCACUCCACGUGCCAUUGAUGGAUCUCUUGACACAUAUGUAGAUGCCGUAAUUAGAGCCAUUGAUGAUUGUCGUAAAGAAGAAGUUCCCAUCCUUGUUAAAUUAUUGCUAUCAAUCGAUCGAAGUCGAGGAGUUGAAAUAGCCCAAAAAAUUGUGGAUUUAACCAUUUCCCUCGGACACGCUCGCAAAGACGUUGUUAUCGGACUGGAUGUUUCUGGAAAUAUGGCACAGUCGAAUGUUACUGAUUAUUUCCCGUUGCUUCAUAAAAUUAAGGAGGCCGGACUAAAGCUCACUGUACAUACUGCCGAAAUUAGGAAUGACGCUGAAACCGAAGCAAUUCUGCGAUUAAAACCUGAUCGAAUAGGUCACGGAACUUUUAUUUCUCCAUCGCUGAUUGGAAGCCCACAUUUACUUGGACUUUUGAAGGAGAACAAUAUACCAGUGGAGCUCUGCUUGACUUCCAAUAUAGUGUGCAAAACUGUGCCUAGGUACCAAGAUCAUCAUCUAAAGAUUUUUCUUGACCACGGCAUUCCAUUCUGCAUUUGUACCGACGACAAGGGCGUGUUCUCAACCAGUCUGAGCCAAGAAUAUCUCAUCGCUUUUCGGACUUUCAACUUCACCCUUUCAUCUAUGUGGAGCUUUUCUCGGAAAUCGCUGGAUUACACGUUUGCUACCGAAAACGAAAAAGAACAUUUGAAGAAAAUAUGGAAGGAAUGGGAGCAUGAAAAUGUAGAUUUGAAUUUGGUGAAUAGCCAGGAGACAAAUGAAUGAAAAGGUGUAUGAACCAUGUGCAAUAUAACCAAACUAACCACUA